Molecule: messenger RNA, 4266 nt
Organism: Lineus longissimus
Lineage: Eukaryota; Metazoa; Nemertea; Pilidiophora; Heteronemertea; Lineidae
Exons: 10
Coding region: 535-1170 (211 amino acids)
Source: RefSeq, a predicted model, not a curated record
GUGGAGCUUCAAGAUCGGACGCGACGAGCACAGGCCACGCCACAUUUUCUAAGCACAGGCCACUCCACGCAAUGAUGCCCCAAGCCAAGUUCUCCAAUACAACCGACUAUGAAUGAUGUCUAUCGCGAGGUGAAGGAAGGUCCAUUCCGCGGACUCCGUAUGGAAGGCGUGUGCCAAGCAGCCGGCCGACGACGUGGCGGAGUCCAAAGCACGGUACGCUUUGUGUCUCUUGUCGGGCGCCCCUAGGGGACCCUGUCGUUCGGUUCUACGACUGAGGGGGGUUCAGCAUGAGGGCGUGUCGUCUUCGUUCAUUUUGCCAUUUCAACGCGAAAAAGAGAGGUUUUUAAAUUAAAUAGGCCUUCCCUCUCUUACGCUGUUGAAGGGCUUAAGAAAGUUGACGACAUGGUGCGGGAUGGAGUCCGGGACGGGCUCCGGACUCGCCUUUGCCGUUAAUAAGACGGCUCGCACUUAACUUGAUGGGUUAACCUUCUAUGCUCUCCGGCGGCAGUCGUAGAAGAUCAGGCACUGAAGUAGAUGAUAUUACAACCCUCUAUGCUCUCCGGCGGCAGUCGUAGAAGAUCAGGCACUGAAGUAGAUGAUAUUACAACAAACAGCAUAGACGGAAAGACCACCUCCGAAUGGAAGGAAGAGGGUCGGUGCGAUGGGGCAUGCUUGUUGAAGAGGGCUGAAGAUGCACGAUCGUGGCGUGACAGACGUCUGGGGAUGGAUUCGGACGCGAGCAAGAUGUGUGCCGCAUUUAGGGAAGAGCAUCCGGGAGACCCGUGCGAAGCAAGAUCCAUCUUGCGGAGCCAAGAACACCGCAGAGAGCCCAGCGUGACGAGAGCCCAGCGUGUGACGAGAGCCCAGCGCGUGACGAGAGCCCAGCGCGUGACGAGAGCCCAGCGCGUGACGAGAGCCCAGCGCGUGACGAGAGCCCAGCGCGUGACGAGAGCCCAGCGCGUGACGAGAGCCCAGCGCGUGACGAGAGCCCAGCGCGUGACGAGAGCCCAGCGCGUGACGAGAGCCCAGCGCGUGACGAGAGCCCAGCGCGUGACGAGAGCCCAGCGCGUGACGAGAGCCCAGCGCGUGACGAGAGCCCAGCGCGUGACGAGAGCCCAGCGCGUGACGAGAGCCCAGCGCGUGACGAGAGCCCACUAUACAGAGGUUUGAACAUGAUCCCAGUUUGAACACGACAAGGACUUUGACAACAGCCGUGCCCGGCCACCUGACACGAUCCUGCCAAGGGAAGCGGUUGUGCCGUUAUCUUUUGAUCGAUCCCGAACGGCCAGACAGCCGAUGGAGAAUGCUGCAGUGUUACUUCAGGUAAGCGGCCAGACAGCCGAUGGAGAAUGCUGCAGUGUUACUUCAGGUAAGCGGCCAGACAGCCGAUGGAGAAUGCUGCAGUGUUACUUCAGGUAAGCGGCCAGACAGCCGAUGGAGAAUGCUGCAGUGUUACUUCAGUAUUCCCAAAAGAUGGGUAACACCAGAAAAAGGGAACCACUCGGCUCGAACUGCUGGAAAUGACACAGAAGUGGAAGUCCUCGUCCGGAGCCGGCAUCACCACAUCCAGGUCACAGGAUAUUCAUCACCACGACCAGGGCGUCGCUCCAACUGCUGGAAAUGACACUCUCAAGGAUGUGCAUUGUAACUGGAGAUUGCAGAGAGUUUGCACCACCACACCCAGUCCUGGAUGGAAACAGAAUUUAUGAUCUAAUCAAAUGGAAGACCGCAAUUGUCCUGAGAUGACGAGGUUAAGUAGAAUUGUCCACAGACGUGCACGGAUAAUGAAAGUCUUGUACAUCCAGGGGACGGAAGAGGUAUCCAGGGGCUCAGUACGCAUACCAAUCCUGGAACAGACUCUCUAUCUAACUGUGUGAAGCUUUCGCUCGGACUGUGAAUAUCUCGAUAACACACGUGUUUAUAUGCAUAGACGUUUUCAUCGCGUAUCGUAUUCUUAAACGCAAACACAAUUCUUAGUUCAGAUUGAAUCGCAAACGAAGGAUUCGCGAAAGCCACGGACCAUCGCUAGACUAUUUUAUUUUCUUCGCUCAGAUUGAACUGUUGAAAAUGUGGAUUAUAUUUAUGUACUUCAUUUGAACCACAAACGAAGGAUUUGGACAAGACGCGUACCUCUAACCCCUUCAUUUGACGAGACGUGAUACCAAUCCCACAAGCACUGGAUGACGGCAUGCUUCAGGAAUCUCUUUACGACUGAUGCCAUGUGACGACGGGGGCACAUCUUGAGGGUAAUGCAAACAGAUAUACACUAUCUCCGGAACUAUAACACCAGAUAAUUCCACUCUGAGCCAGACUUCCAAUAACGACCUGACCAGCCUAGGCCUGGACCUCAAGUUCUGCUAUUUGACCAGCAAGAUGACACAAUGGAUGUGGAACCCUCGGCCUCUGAACGAUUGUCGCUAUGGGAGUCAUAAGCAACAGACUUUCUCUGGUGUAGUAUUGUACAUUCGCUACCUGUAGGCCUCUGCAGAAGGAUACGUUGUAUUUUAUCGAAAUAUCUGAUUGAAAGGUGGUUUCAUUGCAAAUCUCAAUAUCAUCCGAUGGUAAAAAGCCUACUUCCAUUUUGUGGCUGUGACAAAAUGUCUGAACACAUUUGGAACGCCUUUAAAAGACUUUCCAUCAGUCAUCGUCAGUCACUCCUCCUAGAUGAUUGUUGAUUAAGAACCAGAACCAGAUCCAAAUAAUUUACUAUCGAGCUGUUAAAAUUUACUUCAUUUUUCUCCGAAAUCACCAAAUUGAUCAGAUAUUUCAAUUUUCCCAUCGUAUGAGACAUGGGGUCCACGUGAUUCUGGUUGGUUCGACCCCAGCCAACCAGAACAUGUGUUGUCUUUGAUGGAACCGUAGGCCUUAUGAACUUUCUCGAUCCAUUCAGUACCACGAAUACCUGCGUUUAUUCCAAUCAGCUUCCGAGACCUGAUAGUGCCGGUCUCCAUUUGGGACAGAUAUGAAAUUGGCAAACUCAAACUCUAGCCUCCAUUUUAUACAAGUAUCUUAAAUUUCCUUAAACACGGUAAUUAUCCGGGUGCCUUUCAUUCUUGGUUUCAUCAAUGAUAUGAUAACAAAGGUUAUCCCCAAGACCAAAACAAAUGCAAAAGAAUCGGACAAAUUCAUUUCCAAAUUUUGAGAUUUCGUUGAAAUAUUUUGUUGAUUGAAAUUUUUCCAAAAUAUUCCAAAUUGAUGUUGGUUCCUAACCUUGCGGUCAAGUGGAAGAGGAGCUCAGUCUUUUCAUGAUAAUUAGUCCAGAAAGAUUCAUCUUGUUUCUUCCUGUGAGUUAUAAAGAUAACAACUGCCCCAUCAAGAAGUUUCCUGUGGUACAGAAUGGGUCGAGCAAGCUGUCGCCAACGUCAAUGUCUGACGUUUUAUGUAUCAAUUUGUUAUGUUUGUAUAAUGAUACAAUAUGUGAAAUUUACAUAUAAAAGCCAUAAUACAUGUAAAGGUGAAUUCAAAAAGUUACUUCUAUUGUUAAACUCGUCCAAAGCAACCGCUUUUGUCAUGCAAAUGAGAAGACUGGUCUGAACGCCUGAUCUAGAGGGCCCCUUUUGUCAUGCAAAUGAGAUCACAGCACGGUCCUGUUGAUCGCCAUGACGAAAUUGGUUCUUUUGUUAUUUAAAUAACCCACUCACCGAUGUCGUGCUGUUUCAUAUCAAUGAGGUCAAGGUUCGUGACCUGAAUACACCACAGCAGUUCACCUUACUUGCAUUUACAAUGGUUGUCGCUGCAUGCGACUCAAUUUAUGUUUUUCCUGAUCAAAAACUAUGUAGAUAUUCCAGUGGAAAAUGGUUUCCCAAACAAAAUGAACAUAAACAUAAGAUGUUUUCAACCGGACUGUGCGAGACGGCAUGUAUAACAAUGUGUCCCAAAAGUGUUGCAUGUAUCAAUGGCUCUUUGCAUUAUUUUAGAAAUUUUGAAUUUCACACUAUUUAUUGAGUUGUUCCUCGGAGUUGUCUUUUGUCUCUAUCAAACUGGCUUUGCCGGCAAGUUCCUCAUAAAGCGAUCGUUCCAAAUGAUGGGUUGCGGGUUUCCCCUGCCUUGUACCUACAUUCUAAAUUGCCCUCUCUUUGCACAGUUAUAGAAGUGUGAGGCGCCGUCCACUCAAAAAUGUAAAUAGUUUUUGUUCAGAAUAUGCUUGCAUAUUAUCGCUGUUUUGGAGAAUGAAUUGCCCUGUGGUGUCAUUGUUUUGAUAUUGUUCUGUAAAAUCUUGAUAAAUUCUUGGAAUGUACAGAUUGAAAUAAAAAAUUCAUAAACAGA